AUGGACGCCUUUUUGAAAGGGGUGAAGAGUGUCAAACCUGUGCAGUCGGGCUCCGGAGAGAAGAAGAAAUCAGGUCCUGUGCCAUGGGUUGAAAAAUAUCGCCCUAGAACUGUGGACGAUGUAGCUGCCCAGGAAGAAGUUGUUGCUGUCAUGAAGAAUACGUUAGCUGGUGGAGACAUGCCUAACGUGCUCUUCUACGGACCGCCGGGAACCGGGAAAACGUCCACGAUUCUGGCAUUCGCCAGGGACCUGUUCGGUGACUUGUUCCAUCGCCGUGUUCUAGAGCUGAACGCUUCGGAUGAGCGAGGCAUUCAGGUGGUGCGAGAAAAGAUAAAGAAUUUUGCUCAACUCACUGCUGGUGGAAAGCGUUCAGAUGGAAAGCCAUGUCCGCCGUUCAAAUUGAUUAUUCUGGAUGAGGCCGAUUCAAUGACUAACGCCGCUCAGGCAGCAUUGAGACGCACUAUGGAGAAGGAAUCGAAAGCCACGAGAUUUUGCUUGAUCUGCAAUUACGUGAGCCGAAUUAUAGCUCCUAUUACAUCUCGUUGUGCCAAGUUCCGCUUCAAGCCCUUGGGUAUGGACCUCGUUUUGGACAGACUCAACUUUAUCGCGAAAGAAGAGAGCAUGGAUUGCAGUCGUGAAACCGGCAAACGACUGCAUCACGUUUCCGAAGGCGAUCUGCGACAGGCCAUCACGCUUUUUCAGUCACUGUCAAAGUUGAAAUCCGGAAAAGCCAUUGAACCCUCGGACGUGGAUGAGGUAUCCGGAACAGUUCCGACUCAAAUCGUUGCAGACUUCAUCGCAGUUUGCAAGCGAAAUUCUUUUGAGAAAAUGGAGCUUUCUGUCGAGGACCUUCUCAGCAAGGGUUUUUCUGGGUAUCAGUUUCUGAUUCAGUUGCACGACUGGGUCGUCACGAUGAAUGAACACGAGUUCAGCUGUGGCUUGAAGGCUACAGUAACGGAGAAAAUUGCAGUUGUUGAUCACCGUUUGAUGGCUGGUGGCGAUGAAUAUCUGCAACUGUUGGAUCUAGGUUGCGUUAUGAUCAAGGCAUUGUCAAAACGCGAUUGA
Molecule: messenger RNA, 1065 nt
Organism: Notodromas monacha
Lineage: Eukaryota; Metazoa; Arthropoda; Ostracoda; Podocopida; Cyprididae
Source: the annotation of a GenBank genome assembly